AUGAAGCUGCUCGCGUAUUUCAUGCUCCUUGGUCUUAUGGCUGUUGCCUUGGCUGCUACAGGGUAAGUAAUUGAAUCUUAAUUUGUAGCCUAACCUCUGAGCGGACGUGACAAAUGUAUCACCGUUUAUAACUAAAUUUAUGCGUUUACAUUUUUCCGCCGUCGUCUGGAGAAUGUGCGCUAAAUGUCGUGGUAAACAUCGUUAAAACAUAAAAAUAUUUGUUUUCAAUCAUAUUUUUCAGCCUUCGCCUGAAACGUCAGUUUGGUCGUGCUAGUGAAACCAUCACAGUUAGUGAAAACAUCCGAGGCGGUGGCCCAGGACCAUACGGCGGAAGAGGGGGUGGUUUUGGUGGCCCAGGACCGUACGGCGGAAGAGGAGGUGGUUUUGGUGGGCCAGGACCCUACGGCCGUUUCGGUGGCGGACCGCGUGAAACUGUCACUGUUACAAAAACGUUCACGGAAGUUGGAAAGAAAUAA
Messenger RNA from Bursaphelenchus xylophilus (pine wood nematode), 476 nucleotides. The record is from the annotation of a GenBank genome assembly. Lineage: Eukaryota; Metazoa; Nematoda; Chromadorea; Rhabditida; Aphelenchoididae.